CUAACUAGGUUACAGAAGGAGCGUCUUUCAUGGCGCAUGUAGUGCCCUUAAACAGGGAGCAGGAAGUCGUUUGGGAUUUAACCCCUAUUUCCGUCUCGGUGUCCUUGGCUGGAGAGAAUAAGCGAGAGAAGGAGAUAAUGUAUAGACACGUUGUGGCACUUCAGCAGCUGUCCCGACGGACGCUCACUAGUACCGCUCGCAGGCUGGUGGAGAAUAAAGUGCCCCAGAAGCAAAAGCUGUUCCAGGUUGUUGCACUCGAAACAUGUCCAACAGAUAAGUAUAUCAUAGCUGAACAAGGCUCUAAUACACUAACCUGCGUAUGGUGUGCUGAUUGAGCCUAACUGUGACAUUUUAAUAUAGUACAUUUACAAAAAGUAGCAGCAUGCAGGCUUUUACACACAGCAUAGUUCUUUAAUUCAUGCUUGUAGUCUGGAGAGUACACUUUGUCUUGACUAUUGGGGUUUUAUUCUGGGUGUAGCUGUGAUUUAUAAUAGGCAAUUGAAUCAUCCUGAUUUCUUUUGAUUUGCUUUUUUUUUCUUUUAAACUUCUAACAGUCUUCCAAUGAAGACUUUUGUACAGCAACAAAGUGAUGCAAAUUAUUUAGUGUAUAGUUUUGUGAUUGCUAGACAUAUUAACAUUCUCUAGAGGAUCAAAAUCGACUAGUGGCGAUUAUUUCUUGUAAAAUCUGAAAUGUCCACCCACAAUGUGUCACUAAAAUCAUCAGCUCACUAGUGAGUUAUUAUUAUUGAUUUUUUUUCUAAAUUCAAGUGUUUUUUUUUUUUUUUUUUGGGUGGGAAUUUUCUCAGGGGUGAAAGGAUGAAAAGAAA
Molecule: messenger RNA, 827 nt
Organism: Ictalurus furcatus (blue catfish)
Lineage: Eukaryota; Metazoa; Chordata; Actinopteri; Siluriformes; Ictaluridae
Product: cytochrome c oxidase subunit 7A2, mitochondrial
Exons: 3
Coding region: 30-335 (101 amino acids)
Biological process (GO): regulation of oxidative phosphorylation; mitochondrial respirasome assembly; mitochondrial electron transport, cytochrome c to oxygen
Source: RefSeq, a predicted model, not a curated record